GAGCAAAGAUCCUGGUCAUGAUCCUGAUAAGCUCCAGGAUUGUUGCCGGUUGGUCGGUGGUGCGCGCACCCGGGAGGGAGGGGGCCGCGGGUCGCCGGCAGCGAGAAGCCAGCCGAGGGGUGUGUGUGAAGUGUCGGCGGCACCUGUUUGUUGCCCCGGGUCCGAGGGAGAAGCGGGCCCCGUCCCACCCAGAGACUCGCCCCGAUCCUAAGCACGUUCCUGAGAAAGCGGCAUAAGCAGCAGCAGCAGCAGUAGCCAGAAGACUAAAAAUGAGGAUGAGGAUGAUGAUGGCAACAACUUGAGCGGAGUCGGGGUCGCGCGGCCGAAUCUACUCGCCUUAACGGAAGAGAAGAUCCCGAAAGAGAUUAGUAUUUCGGAAAGGAGGACACUUCACUCCAGUUAAGAACUGCAGCAAUCUGCUUGGCAGAUUUCGACACCUCCAUUCCCCAACCAUCAUGUCUUUUCACUACAACAAAGCCUUUGAAAACUCCGACCGCUCCUAUUCUGAUAUGCUAGAGGAUGAAAACUCAGACUAUCACUAUGCAGCAACACUGGAACUUGACAGAAUAAGACCUUCUGAAAGGAGCACUUCUUUCCAUUAUAAUCCUUAUGAUUCCACUCCUUACAAUUCCCAUGAAGGUGACAGUGUGGAAGACGGAAAGGGGCAAAAUUCAUCCAUACUUUUACCCAUGAGUUCAAUGAGGAUUCAGAACUCUGGGUCUGAGUACAGCCCAAGAGGCCUUGCAUUUGAGAUCUCCAGUUCAAACCCUUAUGGAAAUGAACACACUAAUCCUUCAUUUGAAUACGAGCCAGAAUUUGCACAGCCAUUACCUACUGGUAACACUACUUUGAAUCAUCAUACUAAACACGGACCUUCUGAUGCAUCUGAUGGAGGACCUAACAGGCAAGAUGCCAGCAUGGUCUUCAUGACACCUUCUAGUCUACUUCAGUUAAAUCCAGGAUAUAACAAGGAGAAGGAAAAAGAAGAAGAAAAAUUAAUAAGUGAUCUUUCAGCCAUGUCCACCCAUGAAAGAAUUAAAGCAAUUCAGAAGAUACUGAAACCUAUGAAAGAGAAGCGCAAGAUCAGGAAUCAUAUUCUGAUAGAGAAAACAAAAAAAUCCCACAGCCGUAAAGCUGAAGUUAACUGUUGUACCCAGUGUUUCUACAACACAGCUUUGUCUUUGCGGAGGUUCAAAAAUGGCUUGUGGGACUGCUUUCAGUUCUUUAAACUUUGGCAGAAGAUUCUCAAAGACAUUGGUGGCAAAUUUGGGACCAGCGUCCGUUCCUACUUUGUUUUCUUGACGUGGCUGCUGAUGUUCAACGUUUUCUCAUUCCUUGUGAACUUCAGUUUCAUUGCAAUUCCUCAGCUCUUAGUAGCCAAAUCAAAUAGCCUCUCCUUCACAGGACUUGAAUUUUUCACAGGAGCGGGAUACUUUACAGACACAGUGCUGUAUUAUGGCUUUUACACCAACACUACAGUAAUGAAAAAUGAGAACAUUUCUACGUAUUACAUACAGCUAGCCUAUAUUUUCACCUUUGGAAUUUAUUUCAUUGUCUGCUUUCUAAGCUUGCUGUACAGCAUGGCAAAAUCCUUCCGUGCCAACUUUGUUAAUCCUCAGAUGUAUGCUGGAAAUGCUGCCAAACUUCUCUGUGUCUGGGACUUCAGCGUCACCAAUGAAAAAGCUGUCAAGCUAAAGCAGAAAAAUCUCAGCACCCAAAUCAAGGAGACCCUGUCUGAGAUCACAGUUGGAGCCCUGAAGCUUCCUCUCAGCCAAAGAAUCUCCCAGAUCGCCAUCCAUCUGGGGGCUUGGGUGAUCUCACUAAGCAUUGCAAUUGGCUCAUGUGCUGGUAUUUACUUCUUCUCCCAAGUCAAUUUGGAGAUAUUUCUAGAAGGGGAGAAAACUGACCUGGAGAGCCAAGCCAGCACUCUGGUGUUGCCGAUUGUGGUGAGCCUCCUAAACCAUCUUGUGCCGUUGUUGUACUCUUUCUUCAGCUGUUUUGAAAAAUUCACUUUUCCCAGGCACCAGAUCUACACUGCAAUUGUCAGGAAUGUUAUUCUGAAAAUAACUAUAAUUGGAAUCCUCUGCUAUUACUGGCUUAACACAGUGGCUGUAUCAAAGCUAGAGUGUUGGGAAACAUUAGUUGGCCAAGAUAUAUACAGGCUGCUUGUUGCGGAUUUCAUCUGUUGCUUAUUGGGUUCUUUCUUUGGAGAAUUUCUGCGACGAAUCAUUGGGACCAAGUGCUGCAAAAAACUGGGUGUGCCAGAAUUUGACAUUGCUAGGAACGUUUUGGAUUUGAUCUAUGCUCAGACUUUGACAUGGAUUGGCAUAUUUUUUUCACCUUUGCUUCCAGCCAUCCAAAUUAUAUCACUUUUCAUCAUAUUUUGUGUGAAAAAGGUCAGUCUGAUGAGGAACUGUCAGCCUCCUCGCAAGGCUUGGCGUGCAUCCCAGAUGAACACUAUCUUUGUCUUCCUGCUCUUUUUCCCCUCCUUUGCUGGAGUCCUCGCUGUCCUAGGUGUCACCUUCUGGAGACAGACACCUUCUGAAACCUGUGGCCCUUUCCGAAGUCUGGUGACGAUCUUUGAGGCCGUUUCUGACUGGGUGGCGAUCCUUACCAGUUAUCCUAGUUCUUUCUGGGUUGUGUGGAUUUAUCGCAACAUAUUUGAAAGCGUGCAUUUCUUCUUUAUCCUCUCAGUCAUUGUACUGAUUAUGUCAUACCUCUACUGGCAAAUCAUAGAUGGACAGAAAAUGAUGGUUAAACUACUACAAGAGCAGAUCAUUAAGGAAGGCAAAGAUAAAAUGUUUCUACUGAAGAAAUUACGUGCAUUACAGGCAUCUAAAAUGCCAAAUCUGGGAGAGCAAACAGAGAGACGUUCAUUGGUGCGCCGGCAACCUGAACAGCGAAUGCAUUUUCUAUUGCCGAACUCCACUGAAAGCUCUCCAAGAAUAAAGGAAAGAGACAUGUAUGAUGAGUUUGCCAGGACACCUGAAAUGACCAGCUUCUCCUACGUUAAAGAAGAUGGGCAGUCAGCCAGGAAUGCUGGGACUUCUGAAGCUUUAACUUUGGCUCUGCGAGCUAGGCAAGAGGCUGAAUGGGAAAUGGAUGAUGAAGAAAGUUCAUGAAAUCAAAGAUGUAUAAAAUGCAACAAGAAGCUGUCGCAGCUCAGAGCUCUGUUAUUUGCACUAACAUGUAGGAACGAAAAGAAUUUUAAAUACCAAGGGUUGUAUUAAAAUGACAAGUUUUCUGUGAUUUCAAUUUUGCUUUACUAUGACUUUUGAAAGCCCAGUGCAACAGACGGAACACAGAAUGAGCGUCUUCAGAAAACAGGAAUCUCUGACCCCUCCCAAGUGCAAAAUCUGCACUUGAGGCAACAGUGAGACUGAGCACCUUUUUCAUGGAACUCUUUUUACUGGAUUCAGUAAUUUAUCCCUUGAUACUUGCCAAGUAUAGCUCUAUAAACAUUUGUAAUCUUCUCUCCAAACUGCUUUAUUUUUGCUGUUCUGAACUGAAUGUUUUUACAGAAUCUGAACAGGUAUAAAGAAUGAUAAAGCAAGUUUGAUUCUUUUAAAUCCCAAAUACACUGGGUUACUACUGUGAAAUGUAAGUCUGAUCAUACAUUUCUUACUUCAUCUCUGCUUGAAGUAAACCUUUUGGACAGAACAAUGACUGACAUUACAUC
Pogona vitticeps (central bearded dragon) is the source of this 3679-nucleotide messenger RNA. NCBI's taxonomy places the organism in Eukaryota, Metazoa, Chordata, Lepidosauria, Squamata, Agamidae. The record is from RefSeq and is a predicted model, not a curated record.